This is a messenger RNA of Aedes albopictus (Asian tiger mosquito), 1864 nucleotides long. RefSeq names its product probable Ufm1-specific protease 1 (gene Ufsp1). NCBI's taxonomy places the organism in Eukaryota, Metazoa, Arthropoda, Insecta, Diptera, Culicidae. The coding region runs from base 555 to 1211 and encodes 218 amino acids. The record is from RefSeq and is a predicted model, not a curated record. The transcript has 3 exons.
UAUUUUUGUGCGUUUGACAGCGUAGACUUCAUUCAUGUUUGAUUAGCCAUCCGCUCCGCGUAAAAGUGAUUUUGCAAAGUUUUGUUUUGAUUCCACUUUUCUCUAGGAAGAAAAACACUCAAAGAGUGCAGCAAAAGAAGAAAAGUGCAGUGCAUCAGUGCGCGCGUGGAAAACUGGAUGACGAGGUUUUCCAUUUUUAUUUUUAGCCCCAUUCAAUGAGGGCAGGCCAUCAGCUCUCUUGUCGUCAGAACAGUGUGAGAAGAAGUGUAGGAGCGAAAGAGAAGAGGUGUGUGUUGUGUAAACAACUUGUUUUCAUGCGAAUCGCAAGCGACCACCGACAGAGCUGCAUCGGGAGGAAAAACUCACUCAGGGGAAACAGUUUUGUCAGAAUCUUCGCGGAGAACAGAUCACUUCGGAACGUUGUGCGGAAAUCUUGCCACAGUGGUUUAACGAGUCGACCUCGAGUGCAUUCAUUAGCGUGAGAACUUUCGAUUAGGCAGUGGAGAAGAAUUGGGUGGAAAUCUAGUUUGAGGAAGCUUCAGGAAGUGAUAAAAAUGGAUAAUCUGGAUCUGUUGCUGAAUGUUCAUAGCAACUUGGAACCACCGAAACCCGAUGGAAGCACAUAUCUGAUGCGGGGAAACUAUCACUACUAUCACUAUGGCUGUGAUGGAUUUCAAGAUGUGGGCUGGGGCUGCGGCUACCGAACGCUCCAAUCAAUUUGCUCGUGGAUCAUCCAUAACAAAGACCUAGACAAGGAGGUACCAAACAUUCCAACCAUUCAGCAAACGCUAGUCGAGAUAAAGGACAAACCGGAGCGAUUUUUCGGUUCGCGCGAGUGGAUCGGCACGCUGGAAGCUAUCUACGUGAUCGACACGCUGUUCGACGUUUCGUGUAAGGUUAUUCACAUAUCGAAAAAGGACAGCAUCACCAAACACAGCGAUACGCUGAAGGACUAUUUCGAAACGUACGGGGGUCUGAUCAUGAUGGGCGGUGACAUGGAUGCAGCGUCGAAGGGCAUCGCCGGAAUUCACGUGAGUGACGAUCAGGACACGUACCUGCUGGUCAUCGAUCCGCACUUUGUGGGCAAAAUCAAAACCAAAGAGGAGCUCUACACCAAGAGCUACGUGAAGUGGCAGAAGGUGGACGAAUUCGUGGACAGCUCGUUCUACAAUCUCUGUCUUCCGAUGUUGAAGGUGAAAGAUGCUCCCUAAAACUUGCAUGCAUUCUUCUCAUAGGGGAUAGCUGUAGGGAAUAUUUAAGUAGAACUGUUAGACAUAUUGAUGGGUAAAUGCAUCACAUACCCGAAACGAUCGCACAUAUUUAAGGGAUAAUUGAAAUAUCAAGUGGAUGUACAAUGUACGAAAGAAGUAUAGAAAUGCAUUUUUGGGAACUCAUUAAAGAUACGUACGAAUAUAUUUUCGUAUUAUUGAAUCAAGAACUUGUAUAAAAGAUCGUUCAAUAAUUAUCUGUAUUUGAGUGGCACUGUACGCUGUUGCUGCCAUUCAUUGAAACACUCAAAAUUUAUUGAUCGGAACAAUUGAAUUUCAGAGUCCUAAUAAACAUUGCUUAGGAAUAGCUUUUCUUUACUCUUUGACGUUGGAAAACCCAUCUCGGGUCGGUUUCCGCUGCUGAUUCAUCAUCAGGGUUUAUUUUGUUGUUCCAGUUUUCCUCAGAGCUCUACUACCCAAGAUAUGUCACCGUUUCGAAGCCAAAGGACAGAGAAAAUUCUAACAUUAUAAUCCAGUGUGUUACAAAUUUGUCCGAUUAGAAACGUGUAUCUAUACCUGUUUCGUACAGCGACCCUGAACCAAAUAAGCUGUUAGCAAAAUGUAUCAACCAUAUCUCUCAUUAACACUACUACCUU